UAUUCCUGACUGGCCUGCUGUGUAGAAUCCAGGCCACUGGCAGUAAGUGACAGCCCAGCUGAGGUUAUUCAGAAGUCUUAUCCCAGGGGCUCUGCUUGUUCGUGGGAGUCACCAUGUCCUGGUUCUUGGUCCUGAAGAGCCUCCUUGCCAUCUGCAUCAUCUCUCACUUCUCUGUCAGCUCUGUGGAGAGCUAUGCUUGUAUACAAGAAAAACCAUGCCUUAGUGAAGAAUGCGAUCCUAAUUCAAACACUUGUGAAUCCUCUCAAGGUUGUUUCUCCCAAUGGCUGGAAUUGAAAGCACUUCAAACAGUUGAGCAGAAAGGCUGUUCUGACGACAGUUGUACUGGACUGGCAUUCUCUGCAACACUGGGGAGGCAUUGGGUGUUCAGAUAUGACCGUCGCUGCUGCCACACUGAACACUGUAACAAAGAGCUCAUUAAGGUGCCUGCAUUAUCUUCAGAACCCAAUGGUGUUGAAUGUCCUGCCUGCUUCAGUGAACGUGGCAUAUGUAGACCAGUUUUACUCGAGUGCACGGGGGCAGAGACGAUGUGUGUUAAGGCUACUGGCAGAGACUUCAUUGAGAUACAAGCCAUGGGCUGUGCGACCAAGACUGCCUGCCACCUGAAGAACAUGACCAUCUGGAAUAAUUUUAAAAUUGAUACCUCCUGUGUCAAUGGGAGCCCUCUGCUCAGCUCUCAGCGACUGCUCCAACACCACGCCUGCCUGCCUGCUGCUAUGCUCCCUGCCGUGACGGUUAUGGAGUUAUCCUCUGGAACCGUGAGCCCCCAAUAAACUCUUUCUUUUAGAAAUUUCCUUGGUCAUGGGGUCUUCACAGUAAUAGAAAAGUAACUAAGACAUCAUCUAUGGAAAUGUAGUAGUAUAAAAAUCCCCCCUUUAAUAAGAAUAGCAAGGACCAGGACCUGCUAAAGUGGUCUCAUUUUAAUUUGAUCAUUUCUGUAAAGAUCUUGCCUUGGACUGGAGAGAUGGCUCAGAGGUUAAGAGCACUGACUGCUUUUCCAGAGGUCCUGAGUUCAAUUCCCAGCAACCACAUGGUGGCUCACAACCAUCUGUAAUGAGAUCUGAUGCCCUCUUCUGGUCUGUCUGAAGACAGCCACAGUGUACUCACAUACAUAAAAUUAAAAAACAAAAACAAAAACAAUUUUGUCAACUUGUCUUGUCAAACCAGGGUCACCUGGGAAGAGAGAACCUCAACAGAGAAAAAUGCCUCCAUCAGACUGGCUUGUAGAGAAAUUUGUGGAGCAUUUUCUUGAUUGAUGUUUGAUGUGGGGCCCAGCCCACUGUGGGCAGUACCAUCCCCAACCAAGUGGUCCUGGGUGGUGUAAGAAAGGAGGA
Molecule: messenger RNA, 1352 nt
Organism: Mus pahari (shrew mouse)
Lineage: Eukaryota; Metazoa; Chordata; Mammalia; Rodentia; Muridae
Product: protein RoBo-1-like
Exons: 7
Coding region: 114-791 (225 amino acids)
Source: RefSeq, a predicted model, not a curated record